UGUGCUCGUUGCUACGUCGACAUCGCCGCCAUAUUGUUAUUUGCCGUAAACGGCCGACUUUGUCGUAAAGUGCAGCUAAGGUAUCUUUUCAGCGAAACAAACGGCAGCAUCAACUGGACGGAUUAACGUCAACGUUUCCAGGCAAUGGCGGCGUCUUCUUCGUCCUCCUCGGCCGGAGGCGUAAGUGGCAGCUCGGUGACCGGUUCGGGGUUCAGCGCCUCCGAACUCAUUCCUCCCAGGAAGGUCCUGUACACCUACCCUAAGGGAGCUGGUGAAAUGAUGGAAGAUGGCUCAGACAGGUUUCUGUGCGAGUCUGUAUUCAGCUACCAAGUGGCGUCUGCACUGAAGCAGGUCAAACACGAUCAACAAGUUUCUCGCAUGGAGAAACUGGCUAGCUUGGUGGAGGAGCUGGAAGCGGACGAGUGGCGGUACAAGCCCAUCGAGCAGCUCCUGGGAUUCACGCCGUCGUAAACAAAAGUAAACACUGAGAUGCCUUUUUAGGGGAGAAAACAAGGACUUCAUAUAAUAUUUAUCUAAUAAAAUGAGGUGGCAAAAGUA
Molecule: messenger RNA, 558 nt
Organism: Syngnathus typhle (broad-nosed pipefish)
Lineage: Eukaryota; Metazoa; Chordata; Actinopteri; Syngnathiformes; Syngnathidae
Gene: anapc16
Product: anaphase promoting complex subunit 16
Exons: 4
Coding region: 145-471 (108 amino acids)
Biological process (GO): protein ubiquitination
Cellular component (GO): kinetochore; cytosol; anaphase-promoting complex
Source: RefSeq, a predicted model, not a curated record